This is a messenger RNA of Doryrhamphus excisus (bluestripe pipefish), 7021 nucleotides long. It is a transcript of the gene necab2, whose product is annotated as N-terminal EF-hand calcium binding protein 2. The record is from RefSeq and is a predicted model, not a curated record. NCBI's taxonomy places the organism in Eukaryota, Metazoa, Chordata, Actinopteri, Syngnathiformes, Syngnathidae. Gene Ontology annotation, biological process: regulation of amyloid precursor protein biosynthetic process. Gene Ontology annotation, molecular function: calcium ion binding. Gene Ontology annotation, cellular component: cytoplasm.
GGGUGGGGUUGUGAUGUAACCCGUGAGGAAGGCGGUUGGGUGGGGGCUCGUCUCCCCCCCCUUAGAGCGCAGCAUGAUUGCUCCCGAGCAAAAAGGAUGUGUGAGCAGGCAGCGCGCUACUGUAGGGACGGAGUCCACAAACUGCUAAACAAAGAACAAGCCAAACUUCGAGCUCAAGAAAGCCGCGAACAGCCCAAGCCCGUAACCAGUCAGGACAGCGAGCCCGACACGGCAGCGCAGUCCGGAAACAGCGGCGCCCAGCCCGGUGGAAUUGACGGGCUCGUCCGCUGGAUCGUCACCAAAAUGAGCGACAACAAGAACAUCUCCAGCCGGGAGUACGCCUCUAGUAAGGAGGAGGUGGCCGUGGCCCAGGAGCAGUUCUUCGCCCCGGAACCGCGGAGAGGCAUCUCCGUCAUCCUGGAUAUCUUCAGAAGAGCCGACAAAGAUGAUGAUGGAAAGCUCUCUCUGGAUGAGUUCCAGGCGUUCUUCUCCGAUGGCACACUGAACGAGGAGGAGCUGGAGAAGCUGUUUCACACCAUUGACUCUGAUAACACCAGUAAUGUUGACACUAAGGAACUCUGUGACUACUUUGCCAAGCACAUGGGGGACUAUGAAGGAGUUCUUGCCUCACUGGAGACGCUCAACCUUUCCAUCCUCAAAGCCAUGGACUUCACCAAGAAGGUUUAUGAGAGAGGAACAAACGUGGAACAGUUUGUUACUCGUUUCCUACUGAAGGAGUCCGCCAAUCAAAUCCAGUCUCUUUUGAACUCUGUGGAGAGUGCAGUGGACGCUAUUGACGAGCAGCACAGCCAGUCGGGCCAUAUUCCUGCCAAAACGAGUCCUCGGAUUUCAGAGAAGCGCCAUGACAACGUUGUCCCUGAUUAUCCGCCAAACAACAGAAUCAGUGCCAGGGAGGCUGUCAGGACCAUCAACACCGCCUCAGGUGCUGUGGAGGUUAGGAAAGAGGGACUUGAUGCUCAAAUAAAUCGUCUGGCUGAACUCAUCGGACGACUGGAGAAUAAAACAGUCUGGUUCGAUCUACAUCAGAGGCUAACAGACACAGAUGGCACCACCAGCGCAUCGUUAUUGCUGAUCCGUCAGGAGAUGGUUGUUUCCCAAAAGAAGCUUGGCGAGUUUUGUGAGGCUCUGAAGCAAUACCUGAAGAAUGUUUCCACCCAGAGGGACUGCUUUCAUGUGACUGCGGUGCGUCUGCCAGAUGGUCUGUCCUUUGUGGUGUAUGAGUUCUGGGAUGGAGAGGAGGAGUGGAAAAAGCACCUCCAAUCAGGCCCCAACAAAGCCUUUCAGCAUGUGAAAGUGGACACGCUGUGCCAGCCAGAGGCCAUUUCCUCAGUAGCCGUGCCAGCCGCAUGGUGCAGUGUGAACAAGGCCUGAGCAUGAACCAUACCCGACGAUGAUACACCGAGACUCUUGGACACCACGCCCUCCACCUUUCCGUUGCAUUUCCUCCUCUCUUUGACUUCCCUCAUGUCCCUCAAAAACGUCUUGAAGUACAUGUUUACACAGUGCAAAUGAAUGGCGUCAACUGCAGUGACUAUUGAACAAAGUGCAUUUUACAAUGUGAAAAGAAGUACAUUUGCAUCCAACCAUUGUAGUUCGCUGGUCAAUAUUUAUAAUUAUUAGGCUAUUAUAUGAGUUAUGUUCUAGCCAGUUGGAGUUUGUCAUGUAGCAUGGACCCCUAGGUGGAGCUUUUCAUGUAGCAGGUACCUAAACUACUUUGGAAGGUCCCGUUUUGGAAAUGCAGCAUUUUUUUUUUUUUAAUCUGUGACACAAAGCUCAUCCAUGUAGCUUUACUUCCAUAGAAUCCGCCCCUUCCGUAUCUGGCCUUGUACACAGAAACAUUCUGGAAUUGUCGCAAUUUUUUUGUUUUUUUGUAGCCGACCAUAAACAUUGUCAUCCAUUAUCCUCCUGCGCAUGUGGUAGGAGUGUGAAUGGUUGUUUGUAUUACAUAUAUAUAUACAGUAUACCUUGUGAUUGGCUGGUGACCAUUCCAGGGUGUACCCCACAUCUCGGCCAAAGUCAGCUGGAAUAGUCUCCUGCUUACUUACUUACGUAUGUCCCAGAACAAAAUAAGCAGUAAAAAUGACGGAAUGCUUGAAUGUUCAAUGAAUGAGAUCACACACAGUUUUACAUUUGAUGAACUGCAACUUCCUUUUCCGAAUGAGAACAGGCGGUAUUCCUGAAAUGUUUACAAAUAAUGUUGAUCGGGAAAAAAUCAUGAGAAGUAGAUAUUUUUCACUUUUGCUAAGAUUACUAAGUUGGUUUUGCAGAACAAAUAAUGACCCAAGAGUUGGCUCCUAAGAGAGAUUAAAGUCCAUGUUGUAUUUUGGCUGUUCACACCAAUGGGAAACCUGCCAUCUGAUCUAAAUUAAGAGGAAAAAAACCCUGUGUGGUAUUCACCAAAAUAUGAACCAAUUCAACACUUGGCACGUUUACAUGCUGAAAUGGGCAAAUGUUGGCAAGAUGUUUCCUUAGGGUUGGGGGUUUUUUAGAGAGCAGGCACUAGCACCACCUACAGUAUUGACACAGGACUGCACGCUACAGGAUGCUUUUUUCUUGUUUGCACUGUACUUCUGUUUGCACUACGGCUACUAUACUAAAUAAUGCAAAUCUGUUGGCAUGCCUUCCACUUUCACACAAGACACCUGGGACCUCUAGUCUCCUUGACUGAGGAUAAGUGGUAUAGAGUGGAACAAGCUAGUAGCUAGUGGCUAGUAGCGAGUGGCUAGUAGUUAGUGGCCAGUAGCGAGUGGCUAGUAGCAAGUGGCUAGUAGCGAGUGGCUAGUAGUGAGUGGCUAGUAGCGAGUAGCGAGCGGCUAGUAGCGAGUGGCUAGUAGCGAGUGGCUAGUUGCUAGUAGCUAGUGGCUAGUAGCGAGUGGCUAGUAGCGAGUAGCUAGUGGCUAGUAGCGAGUGGCUAGUGGUGAGUGGCUAGUAGCGAGUGGCUAGUAGUGAGUGGCUAGUAGCGAGUGGCUAGUUGCUAGUAGCUAGCGGCUAGUAGUGAGUGGCUAGUAGCGAGUGGCUAGUAGUUAGUGGCUAGUAGCUAGUGGCCAGUAGCGAGUGGCUAGUUGAUAGUGGCUAGUAGCCAGUGGCUAGUAGCAAGUGGCUAAUAGCUAGUGGCUAGUUGCUAGUAGCGAGUGGCUAGUAGCGAGUGGCUAGUGGCUAGUAGCGAGUGGCUAUUGGCUAGUAGUGAGUGGCUAGUUUCUAGUAGAGAGUGGCUAGCGGCUAGUAGCUAGUAGAAGCAACCUUGAAAAUUGGCUACAUCUCUGUAUGUACAGUUAAAUAUGUUAUUUUGGUGAACUUACAAAUCGACUCGAGUCAAAGAAUGAAAUAAUCAUUUUGCUCCGCUGUGUCCCUCUAAAAUGUUGAGUAUUUGUGAGGAAACAUACAUUGGUGAAUACUACAUAGUUUUUUUAAAAGAUGUAUUUAACAGUCCAUUCCUAUGGUCUUUGGGUGUUUUCAAUACUAAGAACAGCAAACGCUGUUUUAAUCGUCACCGGACUAAUGUUAUCGUCACGUUGCUAUAAAUACACCAAUUAAGAUCUAUUAUAAUUACGAUGGAGGAUGAUUUAAAUGUCUUCAGAGAGAUAUAACCCAGGACCAGUGACAAACCAACACAUCAGCAUUAAUACUUUGUAUUCAAACUGACUUUCUAUAAGCAGUACUUUUUACUUCUUUCAUGAAUCAGUUGACUUUAUGAUGAGGGUAUUUGAUAUGUGACAUGGGUAGCCAUAUUUAGACUUUUGGAGUACCAAGGGUAUACAUAACAUGUACUUUGUUUUUGCACUUUUCGUGUAAUACUUAUACAGAGUGUCUCUUUACAAGUCAACACAUUUAUAGUCAGGAUUUGUUUUUCAACUGAUAACUAUAUCUAUUAUUAGUUAAAUAUUUAGAUUUAACUGUGGUUUGUUGACAAACUGUACAUGUAGAUUUGUCCUUACCAAAUAUCUUCAAUAAUGGUGAAGUGCUGGUCAUCCAAGUCCAUCAUUUCCAUGAUGACAUCACAGAUUGCUUAGAAUUAGACUUUUGAAUCAUUUCUGGCAAACUUAUUUUUGCUUAUUUUUUUUCCAAAUAGCAUGGCGAUAGGAACAAGCCCCGGGGCAUUGUAGCGAUGCUGCCGUUUCAGGUGGCUGAUAAGGUUUGAUGGGUUAAAGCUUGAUGUUUUCUUGUUAGUAGAGCAUUUGGUGAACAUCCUGUUUGUUUACUAGUGAGUUCAGGGGAAAUCACGACAGGACGUUUUGCAGCACAGGACGGGUAAUCUUUUUUUUAUUAUUGGUUAUCAGAGUGUCUAAUUUAUCCAUAUAAUAUCAUAAUUUCUCAUAUACUCAUUGUCGUGCUCCCCUAAUGAAUAGUCAAAUCUGUGGAAAUGAUUACUAAAUGAGGCGUGCCCAUAUCUAUAUGGGCGGUAGUUGAUUUCUUGUCAAGUUGGUUUUAGCAUUUAGCAAUGGUUGCUUCGGUGUGAACUUGAAAAUGAAUAAAGUAUCUAUAUAUCGAUGUCGCUUUGUUCGAUACGUGAUAUCGUUAACAUAACUCCAAAGAAAGAAGUCCACAUAGAUGAUGAACAAGGUGGCCAGGGAAUCGAGAUGCCCAAUAACACAGAAUUGAUCACCAUUGAGUACAUAGAACUAAGCCGAUUAGCAUACCCUGUAUUAGCGUGUACUUGUAGCAGUGAUUGUGUACAGUCUAUGGAAAUGUUAUGAUACCAAUCUACCUAAUCUGUGCCGCAUUCUUCUCAUAAAACUUUGCUUCAUCGCAGUACAAAACUCCAGGCGCAUCCAAAUCUCGAUGAUAUUUAAUAUCAACGCCUUAACAAUUGCAUUGUCGUUUUUAUUUUGAUAUUACGAUUCCCAGAUGAUUCCCAUUCAAACACUGCGAUUUCAUUCCAUCACACAAACGACAAUUCCACACAAACAGUGAUUUUACGGCCGUUUAGCAACUUGAAUAUACAACAAUACGCUUAAAACCUAGGGGAGCAGAGCGAGCGGACAACAGGAAGUGACAAAUUUCUAGUAAUUUUUUCAUUCAAACCUGCAAUAAAAACGAUCAAGUCUGGUGCUUGUGUGUCUCACCCAACGUUACAGUAACAUUACUGACACCAAGUGACUUGUGUAGAAUACUACAUUUACUACAUUUUUGAAUGCGCCUUUUGAAUGCCUUGUGUUUGUAUUUUAUACAAAUACUCAAUCUAGGCAAAAUAUGUUUUGAUUAAUGUUUUGAUUAAUUUCUGAUUAAUAAUACGCCGUAUUCAACCACAAAACAGCAGUGAUUUAUUAAUACAUUUAUUAAAAACGGUGAUAGAAGCUGCGAAAUUGGAACAGAAAAAUGGUCGGGAUGACCAAAAGCUACCACCUUAACCUUUUUGUCUAUGAACGGUGCUAGCUUGUUUGGGCCCAUUUUUAUUUUGAUAUCAUGAUUCCCAGAUGAUUCCCACCCAAACACUGAGAUUUCAUUCCAUCACACAAACGACAAUUCCACACAAACAUUGAUUUUACGGCCGUUUAGCAACUUGAAUAUACAACAAUACGCUUAAAACCUAGGGGAGCAAAGCGAGCGGCGAACAGGAAGUGACAAAUUUCUAGUAAUUUUUUCAUUCAAACCUGCAAUAAAAAUGAUCAAGUCUGGUGCUUGUGUGUCUCACCCAAUGUUACAGUAACAUUACUGACGCCAAGUGAUUAGUGUAGAAUACUACAUCAACGUCUUUUGAAUGCCUUGUGUUUGUAUUUUAUACAAAUACUCAAUCUAGGUAAAAAUAUGUCCAAAUUAACGUAAACAUGCGUAGGUUUUGAUUAAUAAUACGCCGUAUUCAACCACAAAGUACCCAAGUACCGUACUUCCGUAUGAGGUACAUUAUUUAAAAAAAAAACCUUAAACUGAAUUAUGGAAAGCAGGAAGUGAACAAAUGUAACAGUUACUUGUUAUUGUAAAAGUACCAGAUGGAGGGGUAGGAUUUAAUAAGCUUUGCUUCUUCCUACUCCUUUUGGACAUGUGGAACUGUGAACUGAUUAUGUGAUGCAUUCAAUUGUAAUCUGAUGCAUGUUCAAAUGAAACCAUUACCAUUACCAAAACAGCAGUGAUUUAUUAAUAUAUUGAUUAAAAACCGCGAUAGAAGCUGCGAAAUUAGAACAGAAAAAUGGUCGGGAUGACCAAAAUCUACCACCUUAACCUUUUUUGUCUAUGAACGGUGCUAGCUUGUUUGAGCCCACUUAGCUGGAUGGACUGUGUGUUGUGUUACUGCAUAAAUAUACGGAACUUAAAUAUUUUUCUGUGCCAAUAGAAUGUAUGUCAAAUGAAAGUCACGUUUAAAAACCUGCUGUGUCAGGAACGGAUCAAUGUUUACACAUCAUGAAACAUUACGUAGUGUUGGACAAUACUAGAGUACCCAAAUCAAUGCAGGCCACUCGAGUUGAUGUUCGAUGAACUGUCAGAACGCCAAUACCGUUUUCUGUUGUUCCAUUCCGCAACAUCGCUCACAGUGCAACUCGGGUUUUGGUCCUACAACUACAUAGCUUUGAAUGGCGGUGACGUACAGUACAUCCAUUUUAGUGCCGAGAGAAAAGUCACAGGGUUUACCUCAACAAGUGCUCCUACACGAGUCCAGGUUCCAAGUCAGGAAAUUGCCAAAUGUUACCCCCCUCUGUCAAGGCCACAAUUCUUUCCCCUCUUUGACUGCGUUCUUUUUUAAACUUCAACUGAGUGCAUGUCAACUGAAUGUCUAGUAACUUCUUUGCUGUAGUAUUAGGCCAUGCUACUCCUUUAUUUGUUUGGUGCAUUUUUUUUAACAUGGUUUUCCUUUUGUUUUCUAUAGUAGUCCUAUGAAGGAGACAAGAGACUCAAAUAUAUUAUAUACAUGUCUAAGAAAUGUGGCAUACCAGUAUGAAUAUUCAAUUUUAUGAGAUUGUUUAAUUCUUAAUGUAUGUUUCUGUAAAACAGAUCUAGUAGAGAUAUUGAAGGGAUGCAAGUAUUAUAUUUGUCGACAUUCAAGAUAAUGUAGAGUGAUGCAAAUUCA